ACCAUCUGCCCUUGAAGCCGGGAGGGGAGGCCACGAAGCAGCAAACCCUUAAUGUAAAGCCAGCCCGUCAAACCUCAACCUCCAGCGCGCGUUAUGUUUAAGACACCGGAUCGCCUCCUUCCUUCAGUUACCUACAAUGCUCACGCGAAUUUGGAGAGGAUUGGAGAGGUGUAGGACUCAGCGCGUCCAGACGGAUUCCCAGUAAUCCCAGUGGGAUUGGGAGACUUUACAGCGGCUCGUUGGAAUUUGGACAGCGGCCAGAUCGAACCAGAGCGUUGAAGUAUUUGGAUCUAUGAGGUUUUGCUGCCGGCGGGAGAUAGGUUUGAGUUCUCUGGGGAAGAAUGGAGCUCCGGGGAUGCAGCGAUCUCCGACUGGUGUGUGACUGGUGCCCAUGCUGAGGCCGGCACUGCACCCUCGCCAUCCGCCCCGAGCCUGUGUGUGCGCUCCGCCCGGGGACCAUGCGCUCCGGCCCCAUGCCUGUGCUGCAGCUGGCCGCCCUUAUCUACUCUCUGCUGCCGGCCCGGACCCAGUACAACAGCUGCAAGUCGCUGGUGAACACCGGUGACGCCGGCCCUUCUUGGGAGUUUUACGCGUGUCAGCCGAGACCUGUGUCCAUGAAGCAGUUCCUGAGGGUGAAGGUGGAGCCGGAGGGGGUGACCUGUGGAGACCCUCCCGAGCGCUUCUGUGCCCUGGGCAAUCCCUACAUGUGCUUUAGUGAAUGUGAUGCUUCGAACCCAGACCUGGCUCAUCCCCCCAAACUAAUGUUUGAUCAGGAAGAUAAUGGACCUGUAACUUACUGGCAAAGUGUCACCUGGAGUAAAUACCCGGAACCUCUCCUAGCCAAUAUCACCCUGUCCUGGAACAAGACCAUCCAACUCACUGAGAAUAUCGUCAUUACCUUUGAGGCAGGCCGGCCCACCACGAUGAUACUGGAGAAGUCCCUAAACUAUGGAAGGACAUGGCAGCCUUAUCAGUACUAUGCAGAAGACUGCAUGGAGGCUUUCAGAAUGGAGGCCAAAAAUGUUCGUGAUCUCUCACCCGUGACAGCCCUCCAGAUCAUCUGCACUGAAAACUACUCCAAGUGGGUGGGCUUUGAAAAUGAGAAGAACUUGCACUUCGAGGUCAAAGAACGCUUUGCCAUUUUUGCAGGCUCAUUCCUCCAGAAUAUGGAAGGUCUGUACAAGAGAAUGGACAUUAACAAGGGCGUAAGGGACUUUUUCACAUUAACAGACCUUCGCAUUAGGCUGAUAAAACCUGCAACUGGAGGGACAUUUGUGCAGAGGAAAUACUUAAACAAGUACUUCUACGCGAUUUCUAAUGUUGAAGUUGUGGGCAGGUGUAAGUGCAACAUGCACGCAAACAGCUGCUACUUCAAGGAGGGGAAUUUGAUGUGCGAGUGUGAUCACAACACGACAGGCCAAGACUGUGGAAAGUGCAGGAAGAACUAUAAAGCCAAGUCAUGGCGACCAGGCAGCUACAGCCCAUACCCAAUGGGAACAGCCAACAGCUGUGUGGCUGCCAGUUCUGCUUAUGGCAACUGUGAAUGCUACGGGCACUCCAAUCGCUGCAGUUACAUAGAUUAUCUCAAGAUCGUGACUUGCGUUAGCUGCAAACACAACACCAGGGGGCAGCAUUGCGACCAAUGCCGACUGGGCUACUAUCGCAACAUUUCUGCUGAACUGGAUGAUGAGAAUGUCUGUAUUGUAUGCAACUGCAAUCAACACGGCUCAAGGCACGAUCGCUGCAAUGAGACGGGACACUGUCAGUGUAAAGAAGGGGCGACGGGCUUGAAGUGUGACGAUUGCAAGCCAGGAUACCACUGGAGACAAGGCUGCUUCCCAAACAUCUGUGACCAUGAACUCUUGCUGUGCCAGAACGGCGGGACCUGCCAUCAGAACCAGCGCUGCAUCUGCCCCAAGGGUUACACGGGCGUCCUGUGUGAAGGCGGCAGAUGCGACCCACAGGACGAGGAUUGCAACGCGGCGUCCAGCUCAUCCCUCGGCCCGGCCACUGUGCUGCUCUCCGCCCUCACACUGCUGCUGGCCGCUCCGUGCUCCUAGUCAACCGGCGUCUGUGGGUCAGUCUCAGGCCCAGGGUAUUCAGCCUGCCGAGGUGCUUCAAGAGCGGGAAGGCUCCUGCGAUGACUCCGCGCCGCACCAAUGAAAGGGCACUUUCAAAGCUCCAUGUUUUCUACCGGUGAUGAUGACGAGAGUAUCCAAGUUGACACAUGUCUGUACCGUAUCCCACAGUGAA
Molecule: messenger RNA, 2253 nt
Organism: Pristis pectinata (smalltooth sawfish)
Lineage: Eukaryota; Metazoa; Chordata; Chondrichthyes; Rhinopristiformes; Pristidae
Product: netrin-G2-like
Exons: 8
Coding region: 459-2060 (533 amino acids)
Source: RefSeq, a predicted model, not a curated record